UGUCAAACUGGGUUGUAUCAAGGGCUGCUCCCUGUGGGCCAGCCCUCUAUAAAUUGCUUAAUCCGAAUCUGCUGGUGCCAUUCCAUCUGUAAUCUGCCUUCAGGAUUUGUUCACACGGAACAACACAGUCUACAAUCAUGAGGAAUAUCGGGUUGAAUGUUCUGGUUUUAUCGUUUGCCUUUGUCGUUUCAGCUCAAGUACCAAAACAAUGUUCGGCACCACCGGAGUACCAACAUGCGAGACUAGUGAAGAAGUACAACGGUUUACAGAAGUUCCUGAACGGGGAGAAGGCGUACUAUGAUUGCGCAGAGGACUUCACUCCAUCCCGGGGGAGCAGAGCUGUGCAGUGUGUCGAUGAAAGAUGGACCAAACUGAAUUUAAAAUGCGAAAAGAAAUCAUGUGGCAAUGCCGGCGAUCUGCCUCAUGGAGAGUUCCAGUAUGAAGGGCACUCAUUCGUUGGGGAGAAAGCUUAUGCUGUAUGCAACAAGGGAUACACUCUGAAAGGACUUGACUACAUUGUCUGCAAGAAGUCAGGCUGGACCGGUGAAUUCCCGUCUUGCGAAGAGGGAGAGGCCACCUGCUCCCCCCCUGCAGUGGCCAACUCUGUGAGCAGUGCUGGAGCUGUUUCUGUGUACCAGAUGGGGAACACUGUGACCUUAACCUGCAGUCAGGGUUUCCAGCUGGAUGGAGCUCAGAGCAUCAGGUGUGGUGCUGGUGGCCUGUGGCAGCCUCCACCCCCUCAGUGCCUGCCUGCACCAAACACAACUCAGUCACCCAAUGAAGAGACAGGGGGAUGCGGUGUACCGGUAAACACUGACGACGCCAACCUUGCUGGCCGGUACAUCACAAAGACCGUGUUCGCUUCUGGUGACAAAGUCCAUUACGUGUGUGAUGUUGGAUACAUUCAGGCAGGUGGCAGCAAAUAUCGCAGCUGUAUCAAGGGAGUGUGGACACCACUGAAGCUAAAAUGUGAACGGAAGCACUGUGGCUCUGCAGGAGAGAUUAUGAAUGGACAGUUCACAUACACUGGAUUGAAGUUUGGAGACACUGCCUCAGCUGUCUGUGAUGAGGGGUAUUGUCUUGUAGGAAAGGCAACCAGAAACUGCAUGAGUAAAGGCUGGGACGGACGUGUCCCUGCCUGUGAAGCUGUGACGUGUGAGGAGCCUUCAACGGUGACCAACGCCGAGAUGAGAGGCCCUCACGAGCCACCGUACACAUACAGGACUGUGCUCAGCUACCAUUGUCGUGUGGGAACUCUCAUCGGACAAAGGAACAUUUGGUGCACCAAGGACGGGACGUGGAGUGCUUCUCCUCCUCAAUGCAGAGAAAUAACAUGUCCUCCUCCAAAUGUGAAUAACGCCUACUGGAUGAGAGCUCAGAACAAGCAGUAUCAAGAAAGAGACAUCAUCUCCAUUGAGUGUGAGCGGGGAUACGCGAUGACCGGCCCGAGCUCCGUUACCUGUGGUCAUGAUGGCCGUUGGUCCCCUGGCCUCCCUAAAUGCACACCACGUCGUUCCAAAUGGAGGAACUAAUAAGCUUGCUGAAAUGUAAACUUCAUUAUUUAAUCAACCUGGUUAAACAGCAGUCCAGAGGAUGGAAAUAAUGGUCGCUUAAGCUUUAAACUGUCUUCCUUCUAAAAUGUACCCUUUUAAUAAUGCACUACUGGUGAUAGAUUUUCUUACUUGCUCAUUAAACUUGUAUGAACUCGUUAUAAAGACAUUAAAAGUGUGAAAUGAA
This is a messenger RNA of Eleginops maclovinus (Patagonian blennie), 1737 nucleotides long. RefSeq names its product complement receptor type 1. The record is from RefSeq and is a predicted model, not a curated record. The transcript is spliced from 12 exons. Bases 138 to 1532 code for a protein of 464 amino acids. Gene Ontology annotation, biological process: negative regulation of complement activation, classical pathway. NCBI's taxonomy places the organism in Eukaryota, Metazoa, Chordata, Actinopteri, Perciformes, Eleginopidae.